AUGGUAAUAUUUGGAAUACGGAGACCAGCGUUGCUCGUUUUCGUCGCAGCAGGAGCAGCUUCAGGGCUUCUGCUGACCACCAACAAUGGAGUCAUCUAUGAUGGUGAUGGCAACGUGGUCAAAUUCAGGGGCAUCGGGUGGUUCGGCUUCAAUUCUGCGUUUUCAUACCCGGAGGGCCUGUGGAUGGGCAAGGACAGUGUGACACAGGACUUUGCCACCAAUGUGUGGCGGAUGAAGCAGCUGGGAUUCAAUGCCAUUCGACUGCCCUUCCGCUUCACUGACUUUGAAGUUGACCCCAUCCCAGUCAAGCACGAGUGCCAAGUCGCCCCUGCGCUGAACCUCAAGUACACGAUGGUGCCGGAUUCGUUCCCCAACCUUCCGCGUAGCUCCCUGGACCUCCCUGCCGAGGCCCCUCCGGCGGUGCCUGGCUCAAUCUGCUCCGCGCAAUUUCUCGACACGCUGCCGGUGUACGACCGUUACCUGAUGGUUAUCAAAUUCUACGUCGACCAGGGGUUUUAUGUAAACAUCGACUACCACACCACCGACCCCGACUACAGGCUCAAGGACUUUAAUUCGUUUAUCAGCAAUUGGACCACGCUGGUCACGCGGGUGCUGACAGAGAUCCCAGAGGCAAAAGGCAGAAUCGUGCUUGAUCUCAUCAAUGAACCAGAUGGCCACAAAAUGACCUGGCAGGGAAGCGGCAACAUUGGGGGUCUGGCAGAUUACUACAUCGCCCUCAUGGAUGCCCUGUGGCCCAUCUGCCCAGACUGCCUCUUCCUGGGAGAAGGCACCGGAGCUGCCAUGGUCGGAGCAAAUUAUGGCGACGGGUACGUCAUCGAUCAGUCAGUGGUGCGGAACUCGGGCGCCAGCGAUGCCACUCCCUUCUUCAACCGCCUUGUCAAGAAAGCAUACGCGUCUCAGUUCAUGGCCGCACCGCACAUUUACUGCGGAGAGGUCACGGGGCAAACUUACGGUACUUCCGGCAAGCCGCUCUACAACAAGCUCACCAUGACAUUCGGUCACCUCACCCUCAGCCCAGGUUUCUGCCCCACGGACGGAGGGGCCUGCCGUGUGUUUGGGGCUGUCGUGGACGAAUUUGGAUCCAUGUUCAAUAGCGCGGAUGAGCAGACGUGCUUCCGGUCCAUUGUGGCUUAUAUGAACAACGAGCUAGAGGCGGCUGAUGGGCAGCAUGCCAUGAUCGAGAACUGGUUUUACUGGUCUUGGCAGCCGGACUCCUACGGAACUGGUGGCAUCCUUGCGGAUGAUUACCGCCAGUUACAGUGGUUCAAGGUCAAUGCCCUGACCGGGGGAACCAGCUACAUGUCCACAGGUCUGGGCCUGCGCCCCUGGUAUCUUGCGGACUUCUCACCGCUGCCGGAGCUCGGCACCGCACCGCCGCCGGCCGCGGCACCCUCCAACUCACCCUUCCCAGAUUUUCCCCCGGCAGGCGCGCAUCUGCUUAAUCCCCCUUAG
Molecule: messenger RNA, 1473 nt
Organism: Coccomyxa subellipsoidea C-169
Lineage: Eukaryota; Viridiplantae; Chlorophyta; Trebouxiophyceae; Coccomyxaceae
Product: glycoside hydrolase
Exons: 11
Coding region: 1-1473 (490 amino acids)
Source: RefSeq, a predicted model, not a curated record